GGCUGGGAUCGCUGGGAUCGGCGGGGAUCGGCUCGGCUCGGCCCGGCUCGGCCCCGGCCCGGCGCGGGAGGGCGGGCGGGAGGGGCGCGCUCCCCCCGAGCAGCGGCCCCGGGCCGCGGCCCCCCGUUGCGGUCGGAGAGGCGUGCAGCACCGGGCCCUGCGAUGCCGUUUGGCUGCGUGACGCUGGGAGACAAGAAAGAUUAUAACCAGCCGUCUGAGGUGACCGACAGAUAUGACCUGGGCCAGGUCAUCAAAACGGAGGAGUUCUGUGAAAUCUUCCGGGCCAAGGAGAAGACGACAGGGAAGUUGUACACCUGCAAGAAGUUUCUGAAGCGGGAUGGACGGAAAGUGCGGAAGGCAGCCAAAAACGAGAUCAUCAUCCUCAAAAUGGUGAAGCACCCCAAUAUCCUCCAGCUGGUGGAUGUCUACAUCACCCGCAAGGAAUAUUUCAUCUUCCUGGAGCUGGCCACUGGCCGGGAGGUCUUCGACUGGAUCCUGGACCAGGGCUACUACUCGGAGAAGGACACCAGCAAUGUCAUCCGGCAGGUGCUGGAGGCUGUUGCCUACCUGCACUCACUCAAGAUCGUCCACAGAAACCUUAAGCUGGAGAACCUGGUGUACUAUAAUCGCCUGAAGAACUCCAAGAUCGUCAUCAGUGACUUCCACCUGGCCAAGCUGGAGAACGGGCUCAUUAAGGAGCCCUGUGGCACCCCUGAGUACCUGGCUCCGGAGGUGGUGGGGCGGCAGCGGUACGGGCGGCCGGUGGACUGCUGGGCCAUCGGCGUCAUCAUGUACAUCCUCCUCUCGGGAAACCCCCCUUUCUACGAGGAGGCAGACGAGGAUGACUAUGAGAACCACGACAAGAACCUCUUCCGCAAAAUCCUGGCUGGGGACUAUGAGUUCGACCCUCCGUACUGGGAUGACAUCUCGCAAGCGGCUAAGGAGCUGGUGACACGCCUGAUGGAGGUGGAGCAGGACCAGAGGAUCACAGCAGAGGAGGCCAUCUCCCAUGAGUGGAUCUCUGGGAAUGCGGCCUCUGACAAGAACAUCAAGGAUGGCGUCUGUGCCCAGAUCGAGAAGAACUUCGCCCGAGCCAAGUGGAAGAAAGCCGUGCGAGUGACCACGCUCAUGAAACGCCUGCGGGCGCCCGAGCAGACGGAGACGGCGGCAGCUCCAGCCCCGGCAGCGGCUCCGGCUCCGGCAGCGGCUCCGGCCCCGGCAGCGACCACGGCCCCGGCAGCGACCACGGCCCCGGCAGCGACUCCCGCCGCCGCGGCCACAGAGCCCGCCACCGACACGGCCCCGGCCACGGCCCCGGUCCCCGCCAUGGAGCCCGCAGCCCCCUCUGCCACCGCCCCGGAGCCCGCAGCCCCCGGCACGCCGCCCGCCGCCACGCAGCCCCCGGCCCCCGGCACACCGCCCGCCACCACAUGUAACGAGGCCGCCGCCGCCGCCGAGCCCUCCAGCGAGCAGAGCGGCUGAGCGGCCCCCGCGCCCCCUGUA
Vidua chalybeata is the source of this 1503-nucleotide messenger RNA. RefSeq names its product CaM kinase like vesicle associated (gene CAMKV). The coding region runs from base 163 to 1482 and encodes 439 amino acids. Gene Ontology annotation, biological process: peptidyl-serine phosphorylation. The record is from RefSeq and is a predicted model, not a curated record. The transcript is spliced from 11 exons. Gene Ontology annotation, molecular function: calcium/calmodulin-dependent protein kinase activity; ATP binding; calmodulin binding. Gene Ontology annotation, cellular component: intracellular anatomical structure. NCBI's taxonomy places the organism in Eukaryota, Metazoa, Chordata, Aves, Passeriformes, Viduidae.